Messenger RNA from Pecten maximus, 3550 nucleotides. Its product is annotated as GMP synthase [glutamine-hydrolyzing]-like. NCBI's taxonomy places the organism in Eukaryota, Metazoa, Mollusca, Bivalvia, Pectinida, Pectinidae. The record is from RefSeq and is a predicted model, not a curated record. Gene Ontology annotation, cellular component: cytosol. The transcript has 16 exons. Gene Ontology annotation, biological process: GMP biosynthetic process. Gene Ontology annotation, molecular function: GMP synthase (glutamine-hydrolyzing) activity; ATP binding; GMP synthase activity. Bases 100 to 2154 code for a protein of 684 amino acids.
CGUCCAUGUGAAUCUUCCGCGAAAAUCAUUUUGUACUGCGGAAAGGACACCUGAAGAUAUCACAACAUCUGAUUCAGCUUUGAAAUCUGAUAAUCUGCAAUGAAUGGGUCGUCAGCGGUGGGGCAGGCAAACGGGACUGGGGACGGGGAUAAAGUGGUCAUCCUUGAUGCUGGAGCCCAGUACGGAAAGGUCAUCGACAGACGUGUCCGUGAACUGAACGUGGAGACAGAUAUCCUGCCACUAGAUACUCCUGCAUUUACUAUUAAAGAGCGUAAAUACAGGGCUAUCAUUAUAUCGGGAGGCCCCAAUUCUGUAUAUGCUGAGGAUGCUCCACGCUAUGACCCCGACAUUUUCCGAUGUGGAUUACCUGUUCUGGGAAUAUGCUAUGGCAUGCAGAUGCUGAACAAGGAAUUCAGUGGCAGCGUCAUUCAAAAGGAGGCUCGUGAGGAUGGUCAAUUUAAUAUCACAGUGGAAAACAAGUCUCCAUUGUUUAAAGGACUGAAUAAGGAGCAGACAGUACUUCUAACACAUGGAGAUAGCAUAGACAAGGUCGCUGAUGGGUUCAAGGUCAUCGCAAAGUCUGGCAGUCUAAUAGCAGGGAUAUCCAAUGAAAAACAGAAGUUGUAUGGUGUCCAGUUCCAUCCCGAAGUUGACCUUACAGAACAUGGUGUGGCCAUGUUCCAGAACUUUCUCUUCUCUGUGGUUAAAUGUGAGGCGAGUUACACCAUGGCCAGUCGAGAGAAUGCCUGUAUAGCCUACAUCAGAGAGACUGUCAAAGAUCACAAAGUCCUGAUGUUACUGAGUGGUGGUGUGGAUUCCACGGUUUGUGCAGCUCUACUACACAAAGCUUUAAAGGAGGAGCAGGUCAUCGCUGUUCACAUAGACAAUGGCUUCAUGAGGAAAAAUGAGAGUUCCUCAGUAGAACAGUCCCUCACUAGGAUGGGAUUAAGUGUCAAAGUGAUACGUGCAGCACACACUUUCUACAAUGGAUCCACAUCUAUACAUAUAGACAAAUCUGACCCUAACUCUAGAAAGAGAAAGACGGACACUCUGAACACCACCAUUCACCCUGAGGAUAAGCGUAAAAUCAUUGGUGACACAUUCAUGCGGGUAGCCAACGAUGUGAUAGAGGAACUCAAUCUCAAACCAGAGGAUGUUUAUCUAGGUCAAGGAACACUAAGACCAGACCUUAUAGAGAGUGCGUCCGAGUUAGCCAGUGGAAAAGCAGAUGCCAUAAAAACCCAUCACAACGACACAGAGCUAGUCCGAGAGUUACGGAGACAGGGGCGUGUUGUAGAACCCCUCAAAGACUUCCAUAAGGACGAGGUGCGUCAGAUAGGGCGUGACCUUGGUCUACCCACAGAACUAGUCAACAGACACCCUUUUCCUGGACCGGGCCUUGCGAUUCGUGUGAUAUGUGCAGAGGAACCUUACAUGUGUAAAGACUUUGCCGAGACGAGUGUCAAGUUGAGAUUCAUUGUAAACUAUGUUGAUGCCAUGAAAACACCCCACAAGCUGUUGAUGGCGCUACAGAAUGGGAUGUCCGAUGAGGAUCAGGAGAAUUUAUUGUCCAUUAGUAAAUCUGAUAACCUUAGUGCCACACUGCUGCCCAUCAAAACUGUUGGUGUCCAGGGAGACUGUAGGAGUUACAGUUACGUAGCAGCACUGUCUGGUCCAGGCAAACCUAACUGGAAAAAUUUGAUGAUCCUGGCAAAGGUCAUCCCAAGGAUCUGCCAUAAUAUUAACAGGGUAGUGUAUGUGUUUGGUGGUGCUGUGAAGUACAGUUUAGAGGAUGUGACGCCGACGUUCCUGACAGCAGGAGUACUCAGUACACUACGACAGGCGGACUACAUGGCCUCCAAAGUCCUACAGGACACGGAUUCCUUCAGCAAACUUAGUCAGAUGCCUGUGGUCAUCACUCCCUUACACUUCGAUCGUGACCCUGUGCUUCACCAGCCCUCGUGUCAAAGGUCAAUUGUUAUAAGGACAUUCAUCACAAACGACUUCAUGACUGGUGUAGCUGCAGUCCCUGGGAAAAAUAUACCAGAGGAGGUGAUAGAUAAGAUUGUGGAGAGUGUUUUAACAGUCCCUGGAAUUUCUCGUGUGAUGUACGACAUGACGUCUAAACCCCCUGGAACUACCGAGUGGGAAUGAGUAUAGCCUCGUUAGCACUGCAGUAAUGUGUACUCUUCAUCCAAGGACAUGGCAUGUGUUGACAUCCACUGGACACAGUUUUGUGAUGGGUUGUUAAACAUGGAUUCCAUCAAUGGAUGACAGGUGUCAGGCACUUAUUGGAUACAGAUAAGGUUAAUGUUUUCAAGAACUUCUAGUUUUCGCUAUUUCUGUCGAAAAAUAAAAUUAAAAGUAGAUCCAUUGAAAAAAAAUCUGUUUCAUGUAAAUUCAUCAGGAAAAAUUAUUACCUGUUUCAUAUUUUCUGCGAAAGAAACAUCCUUUUGGCUUCAAAGUUUUUAGUGAAACAUGAACCAUUGCAUUAUGUGACAACCUUUAUUAUAGUAUAAAAUGGUUUCUGGCCAGUGACUGGCCAGUUACGUCAACUGUGAUUUGUUAAUUUAUAUGUUAAUGUUAGGGUGUGGCUACUGCUUAUUGUGUCCAUGUGUUCUGUUGAAUGUGUGUUAAUGAUUUUUGUACAAAUUUUGAUACUUUUUAUAUGAUUUUCUUGAUAUGGAUAGUAAAUUUCAUGAAGAAUAACUUGAAAUCAGCUUCACUUGACUUGUAUGAAGGCUCACUAAUAAACUUCACCCUGAACCUCUUCAGAGUGUACCAUGGGUGUAUAAAGGCUCACUAUUACGCUUCAAUCUGAACCUCUCUAGAAUUUACCUUGGGUAUAUAAAGGCUCACUAUUUAACUUUACCUGAACCUCUCUAGAAUUUACCUUGGGUAUAUAAAGGCUCACUAUUUAACUUUACCUGAACCUCUCUAUAGUGUACCUUGGGUAUAUAAAGGCUCACUAAUAAACUUCACCCUGAACCUCUCUAGAGUGUACCGUGGGUAUGUAAAGGCUCACUAAUAAACUUCACCCUGAACCUCUCUUGAGUGUACCGUGGGUAUGUAAAGGCUCACUAAUAAACUUCACUCUGAACCUCUCUAGAGUGUACCUUGGGUAUAUAAAGGCUCACUAAUCAACUUCACCCUGAACCUCUCUUGAGUGUACCUUGGGUAUGUAAAGGCUCACUAAUAAACUUCACCCUGAACCUCUCUAGAGUGUACCUUGGGUAUAUAAAGGCUCACUAAUAAACUUCACUCUGAACCUCUCUUGAGUGUACCUUGGGUAUGUAAAGGCUCACUAAUAAACUUCACCCUGAACCUCUCUUGAGUGUACCUUGGGUAUGUAUAAGGCUCACUAUUAUGCUUCACUCUGAACCUCUCUAGAGUGUACCUUGGUGUAUAAGGCUCACUAUUAAACUUCACUCUGAAAGUCUCUAGAAUGUACUGUGGGUAUAUAAAGGCUCAAUAUUUAACUUUACCUGAACAUCUCUUGAGUAUACCUUUGGUAUAUAAAGGCUCAAUAUUAAACUUCACUCUGAACAUC